AUGAAGAGCAUCCGCGCCUUUGCCGACAGGAUCCUGGCCAUGGGCCGCCCCCUUGACCUGCUGGUUAACAACGCCGGCCGCUUCCUGGACGCACCCUUCCAGCUGACAGAGGACGGGUUUGAACAGACCCACGCGGUCAACUUCUGGGGCCACGCCUACCUGACCCUCCUGCUUCUGUGCCGCAUCAUUGAGGCCGGGCCCUCGCGCAUCGUCCAAGUGGUGUCCUUUGGGGAGAUCCUGGGGCGAGUGAGGAUGCAUGACCUGCGAGGCGCUGAGGAGGGCAGCAGCGGCCUGAUCACCUACUGCGACAGCAAGCUGCUGGCAUACGUCUGGCUGUCGGAGCUGCAGGUCCGCCUGCGCCGCGCGGGAGCGCAGGUCGACGUCUUUGCCACGCAGCCCGGCUAUGUUGCCAGUGGGCUCAUGAACAAGGUGGACUUCCGCUACCCCCUGGGCAUCCCCGCCUACUACGCGGCGCGCGUCAUUGCGCUGCACCCCUACUUUGGCUGCCGCUCCACGCUGUUUGCGGCCACAGACCCCAGCCUCACCGGCAAGGGGCUCACCAGCAAGCGUGUGGGUGCGCCCUACUUUGGGGCGCCCUACCCCCUGUUCAGCCUGCCCUUCUUCUUCCACACCGCAUCCGGCCCCGCCUGGAACCCACAGGCUCAUGACGAGUCACUGCGCGCGGCUGUGUGGCGAGAGACUCACCGCAUUCUGGAGGAGGUGGCUGGAUCGGGAGUGCCUGACCUGCAGUGCGCCCUCACAGUGCCGGAGGCCGGCCGGUCCUCAUAA
Molecule: messenger RNA, 789 nt
Organism: Monoraphidium neglectum
Lineage: Eukaryota; Viridiplantae; Chlorophyta; Chlorophyceae; Sphaeropleales; Selenastraceae
Product: Retinol dehydrogenase 12
Exons: 10
Coding region: 1-789 (262 amino acids)
Source: RefSeq, a predicted model, not a curated record